This is a messenger RNA of Paramisgurnus dabryanus, 1350 nucleotides long. Its product is annotated as E3 SUMO-protein ligase ZBED1-like. Gene Ontology annotation, molecular function: DNA binding. NCBI's taxonomy places the organism in Eukaryota, Metazoa, Chordata, Actinopteri, Cypriniformes, Cobitidae. The record is from RefSeq and is a predicted model, not a curated record.
AUGGAUCAAGUUCCUGUCUACACUGUAGAAAAGCAUGGAUUUCAGCUAAUGCUUCAACAGUUCAACCCCAGAUACCAGUUACCAAGCAGAAAUUUCUUCAUGUAUACAGAGAUUCCCAAACUAUACACCGAAACCAGAGCCCUCAUUUCAGAUUAUCUCAAAGAGAAACCAUUUUAUGCCUGCACAACAGAUCUGUGGACAAGCAGAGCUGCAGAGACAUUCAUGUGCAUUACCAUGCAGUACAUAACCAAAUCCUGGGAGAUGCACUCCUGGUGCUUGGGCUGUAGUGGCCUGAACACUAAGCACACAGGAGAGAGUUUGAAGGAGGCCUUUGAUGAAAAAAUUCUGGAAGAAUGGAAAUUGGACAUUUCCAAAAUAGCAGGUAUUACCACAGACAAUGCAUCUAAUAACCAAAAGGCCUGCAAAGAUGAUUACACAUGGAUCCCAUGUUUUGGUCACAAUUUACACCUAGCAGUAAAUAAAGCAGUUAACAUUGACAGGGUAUCUUCAGCACUUUCAAGGCUUCGCAAAACAGUGGCUGCAUUUACUAGAUCACCAAAGCUCUCACGCCAACUCGCCAAAAAACAGACCGACCUCUCACUCCCAGAUCAUAAACUCAUACAUGACGAAACUACCCGCUGGAACUCAUCGUAUGAUAUGGUCGAACGGUUUUUGGAGCAGCAGCAAUCUGUAUGUGCCUCACUGGCAGAGGACCGAAAGAAAUGGCAUCUAAUGCCUAAAGAUACUGACAUUACAAUUUUAGAGACUUUAAAAGAAAUCCUUGGACCACUGAGUCCAUUUACAGAUGCCCUCUCUGGUGAGAAGCACAAAACCCUCUCAUCUGUCUUACCAUUGAUGUGGAAAAUACGGUCUUGUCUUGAUGAUGUAGAUGGUGAUUCUGUACUUGCUAGGGAAAUGAAAAGUGCAAUCAAAGAAAAUCUCAGGCAGCGUUAUAAUGAUGAGGAGUUACAGCUACUUUUGAACACUGCCACCUACCUGGACCCCAGGUUUAAAGAUAGCUUUGUUGCACUUGAGGCUGAUGUCAAGCAAAGGCUUCUGGACCAAAUAAGGGAUGCUGCUGAUGAUGAUGGAGCUAAUGUUACAGGAGGAGCAGAGGCUUCAAGCCAAGUCAGACCAUCUAAAAAGUCAAAGACUGACUUGAAACAUCUUCUUUCAAGUAUCCAAGGAGAAAAGAAAGGCAGUGAUGCCACAGCAACUCAGGGGCUUUCCACAAGUGACCGUUUAAAUGGAGAGUUUCUGGUAUAUAGCAAAAUGCCAGAACUCAGUGCUGAAGAGGAUCCACUCACCUGGUGGAAAACCAAUGGGAUCACAUUACCCCUGUUGUCAUAG